ACUGGGAAUGACUUCUAGUUGGACUGGUGCGCUCACCUGUCCCGGCCUGUUUCCAGAUGCUGACUGGAUCAGGUUGGGCAGCCUGGAACCUGAGGAAAAAAGCGACAGAGGGGAGGCCUCUGGCCAAGGUGGGGAUUCAUCUGCUGCAGAAUAGAGCAGGGCGCGUAGAGCGCGGCCCGGCAUAUGAAUAGUUCUGGGCUUCCCUGCCAGCCACCUACGUACACCCUCCUCUCCCAGCGACUCCCAGUCGGGUACACCCUCAGCUUACGUCUCAGCCUGUCGGGUAUCUGCCCCGCCCUUCCUCUCCCAGUGGGCCCUCGGAGGCCAGCUUGUACCGCUGAGCUCUGAGCUCGGUACAGAAGUCGCCCGAUUCAAGUGCAUAGAAGGCGCCGAUGGCUGCAGUAGGGCCGCGGACCGGCCCGGGUGCAGGGGCUGAGGCUCUGGCACUGGCUGCAGAGCUGCAGGGCGAGGCAACGUGCUCCAUCUGCCUAGAGCUCUUUCGGGAGCCAGUGUCCGUCGAGUGUGGUCACAGUUUCUGCCGAACUUGCAUCGCACGCUGCUGGGAGCGCCCCAACCCCAGCACUGCAACCGCGACCCGUACUCUGCCUUGCCCGCUGCCCUGCCCUCAGUGCCGUGAGCCCGCACGCCCUAGCCAGCUGCGUCCCAACCGGCAGCUGGCUGCAGUGGCUACGCUGCUUCGGCGCUUCAGCCUGCCAGCGGUUGCCACAGGGAAGUGUGGGACCCCGGAGGCUGCCGCCUCGGCGACGAUUGUCAGGUGUACACUGCACGGAGAACCGCUUAAGCUUUACUGCCAAGACGACGGACGCGCCAUUUGUGUGGUGUGCGACCGCGCCCGCGAGCACCGUGCUCACGCUGUGUUGCCACUAGACGAGGCGGUGCAGGAGGCCAAGGAGCUCUUGGAUUCUAGGCUGAGGGCCUUGAAGAAGGAACUGGAGGACUAUGAAGUGUUUCGGGCUACGGAAGAGAAGGAGAGCAAGGAGCUCCUGAAGCAGAUGGCAGCUGAGAGAGAGAAGGUAGGGGCGGAAUUCCAGGCACUUCGGGCCUUCCUGGUGGAACAAGAGGGCCGGCUGCUGAGCCGCCUAGAGGAGUUAUCCAGGGAAGUAACACAGAAGCAGAAUGAGAACCUGGCCCAGCUCGGGGGUGAGAUUGGCCAACUCUCCAAGCUCAGCAGCCAAAUUCAGGAGACAGCUCAAAAGCCUGACCUUGACUUCCUCCAGGAAUUCAAAAACACACUAAGCAAGUGCAGCAAUGUGCCUGGCCCCAAGCCAACAACAGUCUCCUCUGAGAUGAAGAAUAAAGUCUGGAAAGUUUCCCUCAAGACUUUUGUCUUAAAAGGACUGCUGAAGAAGUUCAAAGAGGAUCUUCGGGGAGAGCUGGAGAAAGAGGAAAAAGUGGAGCUCACCUUGGACCCUGACACGGCUAACCCUCGCCUCAUCCUCUCUCUGGAUCUUAAGAGUGUGCGCCUUGGACAGCGGGCUCAGGACCUGCCCAGUCACCCCAGCCGCUUCGAUACCAACACCCGCGUUCUGGCAUCCUGCGGUUUCUCCUCCGGGAGGCACCACUGGGAGGUGGAAGUAGGCUCCACCGACGGCUGGGCCUUCGGAGUGGCCCGCGAGAGCGUGCGCCGAAAGGGCCUCACGCCUUUCACCCCUGAGGAAGGCGUCUGGGCGUUGCAGCUCAACGGUGGACAGUAUUGGGCUGUUACAAGCCCCGAGCGGACGCCCCUCAGCUGUGGACACCUCUCGCGCGUGCGGGUGGCCCUGGACCUGGAGGUGGGAGCUGUGUCCUUUUAUGCCGUGGAGGACAUGCGCCACCUCUACACUUUUCGCGUCAACUUUCAGGAGCGUGUGUUCCCACUUUUCUCUGUCUGUUCCACUGGCACCUUCUUGCGAAUCUGGCCUUGAGAAGCAUUGCCCCGCCUCCUAAUAAGAAGUCACUCCUGGGUGAACAACCUCACCCCCCCACCCCCACCUCCGCCCUCGCCUUCGACAGCCACUUGCUCAGUCUUGGGCUCGCCCUCCACACUCCUGCUCCAGGCAGCCCAAGAAAGGCUUGAAGAGUGAUUGAGGAAAAGCCUCUGUAGUCAACCGGGACUAGGAAGAGAUGCCUUGGAUCUCUGGGGCCUGUUCCCUCCCUAUUGAUGGGCUUAUAGUUUUGGCCUGAACUGUGAAAUGGGGAUGCUGGCAAAAAUCCCUACUCUUGACAGGGAUGCUUCCUAUCACAUGGGGCUUACUGCCCUGAUAUGGAGGGGCCUCUGAGUCCAUGGAACAAUAUUAAACUCUUGUAAUGUUGUAAAUGGAUAGGUUUGACCCUGGGUCAGCCAUGUUCAUCAUCACAGCAACAGCUCUGCUUUUAGAGGUCAUGAGACCUCUGGAUCCACCUGACCUGAUAGGGUUGUCUACUCAGGGAGGAGUAUUGUACUCCCAUGCAGGAACAAGAACAGGAAGAAGAUAGUUAACCCAUGCAUGAGGGGAAAAGCCAGGAUAAGAGUCUACAGGCUUUGCUCUCUCCAACUCCCCUUAACCUGAGUAAUAUGUGCAACCUUGACCACAGUGACUGUGUUCUCACAGAUACCUAACCUCCCAUUUUCCAAUGUCAGAGUACAGUCUUCUUUGGGUAAGGAGAGCAAAGGUUCUGGAAUUUUAAAACACAAGAUGACACUAAGAAUUUUAAGAUGCAACUAGCACCAGCAUAGAAAUACAUAGAGCACCAACAUGCUCCUGACACUUUCUGGAACUUGCUAAAUAUAUGCAACAGCAGAUCAUUCUGGGACCAUGGCCUGCUCAGUCUGUGCCCUGGGAAGGUGUUCAGAAGAGACUAGCCUUGUUAACCUGUUGACUGGAUGUUUCCCAGCUUCUGGAUGGCUGAGUUUCUAGGAGGGUGGUUGAGAGGUGUUCCCUGCUUAGUGCUCCUGUGGGAAAGGGAAUAGGGACAUGUGAGCUCUUGACUCUUUCUUGAGUUCCUUGGUCUAAUUGUGGGAGGACAAGAUGAGCAAGGGUUUCUGUUUGAGUGAGUGAGUUUAAGGAUAGAGGAGCAUAAGUACACGUAUUUGUACCUUAGAUUUGUGGUGAGGUAUAUGUAUAUUUUGGAGAGGGCAUUUAUGAGCAGAUAUAUAGGCUUUAGGUGUUACAGACUUAGAUCAAUUUGAUCAUACCUUAAAAUUGAUUUGUUGUUGUUGGUUCCUGUGGAGCAGGCAAGACACUGUCCUAUAGGCAGACCCAGUUGACAUAGAACCAGAUAAUCAGAAUCCUGCAUCCUGGGGACAAGACCACUUAAGAGUUUAGCUUAGAGCUGGAGUUGUAGCUCAGUGGUAGAGCUUAGCAUGUGUGGGGCACAGAGUUCAAUCCUCAGCACUACAUAAAAACAAAUAAAUGAAAAAUAAAGGUAUUGUGUCCAUCUACAACUAAAAAUAUUUUUUAAAGGAAUUUAGUCCAUAGCAGAACCCAGAGGGUGAAUCCUAUACAUGGAGAACAGUUCUAGAACAUUGUAACCAAUCUAUGUAUUUGAAUACCUUGAUUUCCACAAGGAAAACCCGUUUCUAAUGUUCAAUUUUUAAUCAAGGCACAUGAUGUUGUCCUUGAGCCCUAAGGUUAUCAGAGUUCAUAUGGCUCUUUUUUUUUUCUCCUCCUCCUCCUCCUUCCCCUCCUCCUUCUUCUACUUCUUCUUUUGCAUUACCUGGAAUUGAACCCAUGGUGCUGUACAACUGAGCUACCAUCCCAGCCCUUUUUAUUUUUUCUUUUGAUACAUGAUCUUAUUGUCAAGGCUGGCCUCACACUUGUGAUCCUCCUGCCCCAGCUUCCUGAGUUGUUGGGAUUACAUAUGUGUGCUACCACACUCCUCUUAUGUGGUUUGCUGAUUAUCACAGUCUCUUUGUAUCAUUUAACAACUGUGCUGAAUAUCACAACACAUUACAGGCUACAGAGGGUGGGAUAUUUGAUGGAAGUGCCAUGUGUACAUGUGAGGCCAGGACUGGGGGCUGUGGGGAUAGCUGUUUGCAUAUAUAUUUUCAGCUUUUGUGUUUGUGAUUGUGACUGUGUGUCUAUCAGAAUGUGUGCCUGCAGAAUAACUACUGAUAUCUAUAUAUUGGAAGAAAUAUAUACA
Messenger RNA from Sciurus carolinensis (gray squirrel), 4122 nucleotides. It is a transcript of the gene Trim7, whose product is annotated as tripartite motif containing 7. Bases 393 to 1925 code for a protein of 510 amino acids. The transcript is spliced from 7 exons. NCBI's taxonomy places the organism in Eukaryota, Metazoa, Chordata, Mammalia, Rodentia, Sciuridae. Gene Ontology annotation, molecular function: zinc ion binding; protein binding. The record is from RefSeq and is a predicted model, not a curated record.